AGUCACUGGCCACGGACUGAAAGAGGCAAGAUGUCACGUCUGAAAAUGUGUAUAGGAACGCUGGUUUUUGCACUGCUGGCUGUCAACGCUCUGGCUGUAGAUUAUCACAACCCUUUUCAAAAUUUUACAGACCGACCGUACUCUUCAGUUUCCUUCAGUCACAGGGUCUACCACCCAGCACCGAGCCAGUACAGGAGCAACAGGCCUUCAUACGGUUUUGGUUUCGGUAAACCAUCCAAUGAUUACUCCGACCAGUCCAGUUACCAAGGUGGUAACGGGCUUGAACAGCAUAACAGCUACUUUGGCGGGUUCCAAGGCUCCUACAACCCACAGCUUGACAACUCUCUUAGCGUAGGGUUUCCUUAUGGCGCUGCUCCAAAUCCAGAACCAACCUGCUCCUCGAAGGUGUACGGUCCAUGUCAAGACUCAAAAUACAGGACAGUAGAUGGAUCUUGCAACAACUUGAGGGAUGCUGGACUCGGAAGACCAAAUACGAAAUACAACAGGAUCCUUCCACCAAGAUACGCUGAUGGAGUUCACCUUCCUCCAGCAUCAGUCACUGGUCACAAACUACCAGGAGCUCGUCUUGUCAGCAUUGUUCUUUUCCCUGAUCACAAUAUCCCUGAUCCCGUUUGGACAUUGGUCUCUAUGCAAUGGGGACAGCUCAUCACCCAUGAUAUGUCCAUGUCUAUGGGUACAACCCAGACCAAACCACUUGCCAACCAUUGCUGCAGUCCAGACGGUAGGCUUCAAGUCCCUCUUGAGCAAGCCCCUGCCCAGUGCUUCCCCAUCGAGAUCCCUGCAGAUGACCCCCUGUAUUCCAAGUUUGGCCAGAUGUGUAUGAACUUUAUGAGGUCCACCACAGAUGUCGACAGAGGCUGUGUUCCUCCUCAUUCACCACAUGAACAGAUCGUAGUAGUCACUCACUACAUGGACGCUUCUAUGGUAUACGGUUCAAACAUGCAGGUAAUGAAUGCUCUUCGUGAAGGUCAAGGAGGUCGACUCAGAGUUGACGUCAGGCAUGGAAGACAAUGGCCUCCUGCUGCAGUUAACAAAAGUGCUACUUGUGAAGCUCAAGAUGACGAUGAACCUUGCUACAGAUUUGGUGAUGUUAGAGCUAACCAGAAUCCCCAACUUACUGUUCUUCAAAUCAUCAUGUUGAGGGAGCAUAACAGAGUAGCUGAUGUUCUCCAGCAUUUGAACCCUCAUUGGGAUGAUGAGAAAACAUUCCAAGAAGCAAGAAGGAUCGUCAUUGCCGAGUACCAACACAUCAACUAUGCUGAAUGGCUCCCAAUUUUCAUCGGAACAAACAACAUGAUGAAGUACGGUUUACUGUACAAAACGGACAAAUUCGUCAAUGACUACAGGGAUGAUGUUGAUCCUAGUGUUUUGAACGGACAUGCCACUGCUGCAUUCAGAUACUUCCACUCUUCCAUCCAAGGACAUCUUCACCUUUUGGGUGAAGAAAGACACGUGUACGGCUCUCUCCGUCUCAGCGACUUCUUCAACAAGCCGAGUGUAAUUGAAGAGGGUGAUAACAUGGACAAAUUAACUAGAGGAAUGGCUACACAAAACCAAGAGGAAAUCGAUCCUUUCAUUACUAGUGAGGUUACUGAUUAUUUGUUCAGAAAUGGAAUGCCUUUUGGAAGAGAUCUGAGAGCUAUUGACAUACAGAGGGGCAGAGACCAUGGAAUCGCAUCAUACAACGACUACAGAGAAUUCUGUGGCCUUCCAAGGGCCCGCAAGUUCAAAGACUUUAUGGACUACAUCAUGCCCGAGAAUGUUGAAAAACUGGCUCUCCUCUACGCUCAUCCUGACGACGUCGAUCUGGUUGUCGGUGGUUCCCUCGAAGCACACGUCAAGGACACACUGACCGGUCCUACAUUCCUCUGCAUCAUGCUCGAACAAUUCUACAGAACGAGAGUCGGAGACAGAUUCUUUUAUGAAAAUGGAAACCAAAAGAACUCUUUUACUUUGGAUCAAUUGAGAGAAAUAAGGAAAGCUACAGUCUCAAGGCUCUUCUGUGACAAUGGUGAUCACAUUCAAUACAUGCAACCUGAAGGAUUCAGGGUUAUUGGUGAAAAGAACCCACUUCUGCCAUGUGAAAACACACAUGCCAUACCGGUAAUCAAUCUGAACCUUUGGAAAGAAGAACAGCCCCAUAAUGGAUUUGGCCCUGAAGCAUACGGCCACAAUGGGUACGACCACGAAGGUUUCGGUCACGAAUUCCCAUCGCACAACUUUUUUGGAAAGAAAUAACAACAUAAUUUUAUAAAGUCCUAAUUAACAAUUAGAGACAGGCAAAAGUUACCUAAUCUUUAAUCGCAUGAGGUUUAUUUUAGGAAAAUGGAGUCAUUUUUCUCUUUUUUAAUUUUCUACUGCCAUAUAGUGUGUAUUUUUCUAUACCUAAGAAUUUGUCUUGCUUUUCUACCAGUGAUCAAAGUGAUAUAUACAUAUACGAAUUUUUUGUACUUAUAGACUUUUUAU
Cimex lectularius (bed bug) is the source of this 2487-nucleotide messenger RNA. Its product is annotated as peroxidase-like. Lineage: Eukaryota; Metazoa; Arthropoda; Insecta; Hemiptera; Cimicidae. The transcript is spliced from 14 exons. Gene Ontology annotation, molecular function: peroxidase activity; heme binding. Gene Ontology annotation, biological process: response to oxidative stress. The record is from RefSeq and is a predicted model, not a curated record. Bases 31 to 2259 code for a protein of 742 amino acids.